Molecule: messenger RNA, 1560 nt
Organism: Adelges cooleyi (spruce gall adelgid)
Lineage: Eukaryota; Metazoa; Arthropoda; Insecta; Hemiptera; Adelgidae
Product: UTP--glucose-1-phosphate uridylyltransferase-like
Exons: 8
Coding region: 1-1560 (519 amino acids)
Biological process (GO): glycogen metabolic process; UDP-alpha-D-glucose metabolic process
Cellular component (GO): cytoplasm
Molecular function (GO): UTP:glucose-1-phosphate uridylyltransferase activity
Source: RefSeq, a predicted model, not a curated record
AUGGCCGGUGAUUUUGCAUUUGGUAGUUACGAGUUUAAACACUAUAAUUUCACGACAAAAGGGCAUAGCAGAGUGCCUUCAACGGACUUACGCGAGUUCAAAGAAGUCACCCAAAGGGAUUCGUUGGUGCAACUCGACAAGGAAAUCGUAUCGCUGUUGGCAACCGUACCCGAGGACAAGAAGGAAUUGGCUCAGUCGCAGUUUACCGCAUUUUCCCGGCUGUUUCAACGAUUUCUGGAAGAAUCUGGACCGUCGGUCGACUGGGACCGCAUUGAAAAAUUACCCGCAGACGCAAUACGAGACUAUGAUGUAUUACCAAAGCCAGAUCCUGACGACAUUCAUAAAAAAUUGAAUAAACUCGUUGUUGUUAAGCUCAAUGGAGGUCUUGGGACUUCCAUGGGUUGCCGUGGUCCCAAAUCCAUUAUUCAAGUCAGAAACGAUCUUACUUUCCUCGACUUGACAGUACAACAAAUCGAACAUUUGAACAAAAAAUACAAUGUCAACGUACCAUUGGUUUUGAUGAAUUCUUUCAACACCGACAAAGACACUGAACAAAUAAUCCGUAAAUACAAAGGACUUCAAGUAGAAAUCUAUACUUUCAAUCAAAGCUGUUUCCCAAGAUUUUCCAAAGAAUCGCUUCUACCAAUUGCUAAAGACUGCAACAUUGAUGGAAAUAUUGAAGCAUGGUACCCACCUGGUCACGGUGAUUUCUACGACAGCUUCAAAAAUUCAGGACUGUUACAGAAGUUCAUUAAUAGCGGCCGAGAUUAUUGUUUUAUUUCUAACAUUGAUAACUUGGGCGCAACUGUCGACCUUAACAUCUUAAAUAUGUUACUAAGUCAAGAUGCAAAUUCUCCGGAAUUUGUAAUGGAAGUAACCAACAAGACGAAAGCCGAUGUCAAGGGUGGUACUUUGAUUCAAUAUGAAAACAAGCUGCGACUUUUGGAAAUUGCCCAAGUGCCCAAAGAGCAUCUUGAAGAGUUCAAAUCGGUGAAAAAGUUUAAGUUUUUCAAUACCAACAACUUAUGGAUCAAACUCGGAGCCAUUGAACAAGUUCUGAACGAAGGAUCGUUAAAUUUAGAAAUCAUAGUCAACAACAAAACUCUAGAUAACAAUGUGAACAUCAUUCAGCUGGAAACCGCCGUAGGAGCCGCGAUGAAAUCAUUCAGUGGAGGACUUGGUAUAAAUGUCCCUCGCAGCCGUUUCUUGCCUGUCAAAAAAACUUCUGAUCUUUUGUUGGUCAUGAGUAACUUGUACCAUAUGCGUAACGGAUCGUUGUCGAUGAGUCCACUACGGAUGUUCCCUACUACUCCGUCGGUGAAGCUCGGAGAUAAAGAUUUUGCCAAAGUCAAAGAUUUCCUGUCUCGUUUCGCUACGAUUCCCGACAUACUGGAGUUAGAUCACCUUACCGUGUCCGGUGAUGUUACGUUUGGUCGCAAUGUUUCGUUAAAAGGAACGGUAAUCAUUAUUGCCAAUCACGGUGACAGAAUAGACAUCCCGUCAAAUGCUACGCUCGAAAACAAAAUUGUGUCUGGAAAUCUUAGAAUAUUGGAUCACUAA